AAAGAAGUUGCAUUGCGGUGUUUGGUGUUGGCCUUGACCUUUUUGUUUUUGUUUUUUUUUUGGUCACCACCGGCUGUCGAUAAGCGAGUGCAUAGGCGAGGUCACGAACGCAUAACGAGGAAAUAGCGGACGUCUUGUCGGACGCUUGUACUUGUGCUCAUCCUUGCAUUUUCGAAAUUUGUUUGUGAGCGACACGAUUUUUGUUUAUCGCCAUGGCGUCCCUACGACCGGCUGUUACCUCCAACCACGCACCGCUUAUUCGUUGCACUCGCCGUCUUCUUUCAUACCGAUACCCACGCCCGUCUGCAUGCUUCCUGAAACCUAUUGGCAAUGGCAGCAGCGCACGACGCUUGUCAAGCGCCUCAGCCUUUGACGUCGAACCUAUCCUGUCACCAGUCCAGCGGCCGAUAGUGGCGGAAACGCCAGCUGUAACAUCUGCCCCACUCAACGACGACCAUCAUGCUGUUGUCAGUACAUUUGAUCUGUUCAGCAUCGGGGUUGGGCCAAGCUCCAGUCACACUGUCGGACCAAUGAGAGCAGCCAAAAUCUUUUUGGAGGAUUUGAGGAAAGCCGGAGUAUUGGAGCGGGUCAAAAUUAUGAAGGUGCAUUUGUAUGGAAGUCUGGCGUUAACGGGAGAAGGACACGGCACACCCAAUGCUAUUCUUAUGGGACUGGAAGGGGAAGCUCCUGAAAAGGUAGACGCUCAUUCCAUUCCAACCAGAUGCCGUACGAUCGCCGAAACCUCCACCCUCACACUCAACGGGACUCACCCAAUUGAUUUUCACCCGACUCGUGACCUCAUCUUCCACCCCGCAGCUUCCCUCCCUCAACAUCCCAAUGGCAUGCGCUUCCUUGCCAUGGAUGAAUCUGCAGAGCUCGUAGCGUGCAACGAAUAUUUUUCAAUCGGUGGUGGCUUCGUUGUGAAUGAACGUACGCGUGUCGCCCACGGUGAAAACGUGUACUACAUGUCGUACGAUCCGAGCGCUGUAGAAGAGGGUAGGAAGAAUCAAGACUUGGCUGUAACAACCGCUGCCCUACCAUUUCGUAACGGCCAACAACUGCUGGAGGUUUGUCAUCGAGAAGGAAUGAGUAUUGCCCAAGUCGUCUGGGAAAACGAGCGCAGAUGGAGAUCAGCUGAAGAGAUCCGACGAAAGACCAAGCAAAUUUGGGAGGUGAUGGACAAGAGUAUUGAAAAUGGAUGUCUGGCGGAUAAAAAUGACGUGCUUCCAGGGGGGCUCAAAGUCCAGCGGCGAGCGCCUGGGUUGUAUCAAAAAUUGCAAAGAGGCAUUUAUGGCCAGCGUGGCGGUGGUGUAGGACGGGCAGAAUCAACAUCUACUCCAGUGCCCGCGCAACGGUCAAAGGGUGUGUCGCAGUAUCACAAAGAUGGAGUGGAUGUCCUCAGGCGAAGAAAUCGUAAACGAAUGGUUCUUCCUGCCUUGGACUUUUUGAGUGCUUAUGCUAUUGCUGUGAAUGAGGAGAAUGCUGCAGGAGGACGAGUAGUCACAGCUCCAACAAAUGGUGCAGCUGGUGUCAUUCCGGCUGUACUCAAAUACUACCUCGAAUUCUUCUCUGACGCCAGCGAUUCUAGUGCUCACGAAUCAGACAUCACCGAGUUCCUUUUCACUGCUGCGGCAAUAGGUAUGCUCUACAAACGUGGAGCCUCCAUUUCCGCAGCUGAGAUGGGAUGUCAGGGGGAGGUCGGUGUGGCGUGUUCCAUGGCUGCUGCUGGCUUCGCAGCUGUUAUGGGCGCUAGUGUGGAAAUGGUCGAGAAUGCGGCGGAAAUCGCCAUGGAACACAAUCUGGGCUUGACGUGUGAUCCAGUCAAGGGGUUGGUACAGAUUCCGUGUAUCGAGAGGAAUGCUCUUGGAGCAGUUAAAGCUGUCACUGCAGCCCAACUGGCGCUAAAUGGCGAUGGAACCCAUCGAGUGAGUUUGGACAAUGUGAUUGAGACGAUGAGGCAAACGGGCGUGGAUAUGCAAUCGAAAUACAAGGAAACCAGUCAGGGGGGAUUGGCAGUAAAUGUUCCCAUCUGCUGAAACCGACAUUAUGAAACGACAUUAAAACAUGUAUAUCAAUAAACCUACAUACAACUUUUUAACUCAUGCUCAAGUGUGCCCAACUCGUCACUCCAUCCACAAAGCUCAACACUUUCCUGACUAC
Spizellomyces punctatus DAOM BR117 is the source of this 2160-nucleotide messenger RNA. RefSeq names its product L-serine ammonia-lyase. The transcript is spliced from 6 exons. Bases 213 to 2036 code for a protein of 607 amino acids. Gene Ontology annotation, biological process: gluconeogenesis. Lineage: Eukaryota; Fungi; Chytridiomycota; Chytridiomycetes; Spizellomycetales; Spizellomycetaceae. Gene Ontology annotation, molecular function: 4 iron, 4 sulfur cluster binding; L-serine ammonia-lyase activity. The record is from RefSeq and is a predicted model, not a curated record.